CCACAGCAUGUGAGCUCAGAUCACCUGAAGUCUCACACAGGCAAAAUGACCUCAGCCGAGUCCAAGUCAGAGCUCUUUACAGUAGCCACUGGUGAUGGAGGGGAUGCCCAUCAGAAUCAGCCUAAGAAGUUGCCGUUCUACGAACGCUACAUUCAGCCGUGCCUGGCAGAGCUCCUCGGCUCCUUUCUCUUCAUGUUUGUGGGCUGUGUGUCGGUCAUGGGCAACGUGGGCAUCAGCGGGAGCAUCCAGCCUGCUCUGGCACAUGGACUAGCACUGGGUAUAGCAAUUGCCAUUUUUGGAGAAAUCAGUGGUGGUCACUUCAAUCCAGCUGUGUCUGUGUGCGUUUACCUCAUUGGAGGAAUGGAGCUCAUACUCUUGGUACCAUACGUGAUCUCACAAAUGUUAGGUGGAGUGAUCGCUGCCAGCCUUGCCAAAGCUGUCACUACACCUGAGGCAUUUGGAAAUGCAACCGGAGCAGCGUUUAAUGCCAUUCCGUCCACUUCUGGCAUCGGCUCUGCAACUGUGGCAGAGAUGAUUAUGACGCUCUUCUUGACUAUGGUUGUCAGCAUGGGUGCCGUGAACGGAAGGACACGCAGUCAGCUGGCUCCUUUCUGUAUUGGACUCACUGUGACUGCAAAUAUUUUGGCUGGGGGUGGAAUAUCAGGAGCAUGUAUGAAUCCAGCACGGGCCUUUGGACCAGCAAUAGUGUUCGGUCACUGGACGCACCACUGGAUUUACUGGGUGGGACCUUUGACUGGUGCUCUUGUAACUGUCAGCCUUGUGAGGUUGGUAGUGGGAGACAAGAAGGUUCGUGUGAUUUUCAAAUGAUGGAGAGGGAACCGCAGAGGAUCUCAUGUUGCAAGCUUUUUAAAUUCAAAAUAACUUGUAAAGCAUUGUAUGAUAUUGUCAAACAUUUAUAUUCUAAUAAUAGUGUAGUAUUCUAAAAUUUUCUGUAUUCUGAUGCUUCAUUGCCUCUUUGCCAAGUGUAUAGCCAAGUGUUGUUGUAGUUAUUAUAGCCUGCCAUUAUGUAUUCUAAUGUUUUCUAGUAAUAAACAAAGUCUUUUGUUACAAA
Molecule: messenger RNA, 1072 nt
Organism: Labeo rohita (rohu)
Lineage: Eukaryota; Metazoa; Chordata; Actinopteri; Cypriniformes; Cyprinidae
Gene: aqp8a.1
Product: aquaporin 8a, tandem duplicate 1
Exons: 5
Coding region: 46-828 (260 amino acids)
Biological process (GO): transmembrane transport; water transport
Cellular component (GO): plasma membrane
Molecular function (GO): water channel activity
Source: RefSeq, a predicted model, not a curated record